GGAGGCCGGCAGAGCCCAGAGGGAAGAGAGAGCAGAGAGAGACGGAGGUCGGAGCAUCCGAAGGCGGACUGGCCAUGUCCCUUCCUCCCCGCGGCCCGGUGAGAUGCCAGGCCCAGGCCCUGGCCCUGGCCCUGGCCCUGGCCCAGCUCCGCCUCCUGCUCCUGCUCCUGCUCCUGCUCCUGCACGGGCUGGGAGAGGGUUCUGCCCUGCUUCACCCCGACAGCAGAUCCCACCCCCGGGCACUAGAGAAGAGUGGCUGGAGGGCCUUCAAGGAAUCACAGUGCCACCACAUGCUCAAACACCUCCACAACGGUGCCCGCAUUACCGUGCAGAUGCCGCCCAUGAUCGAGGGACACUGGGUCUCCACUGGAUGUGAGGUCAGAUCGGGCCCAGAAUUCAUCACCAGAUCUUAUCGGUUCUACCACAACAAUACCUUCAAGGCCUACCAGUUUUAUUACGGAGGCAACCGUUGCACGCAUCCCACCUACACGUUGGUAAUCCGGGGGAAGAUUCGCCUUCGCCAAGCUUCCUGGAUCAUCCGAGGGGGGACUGAAGCCGACUACCAGCUGCAUAGCAUCCAGGUCAUCCCCCACAGUGAGGCUGUGGCGGAGAAACUCAGCCAGCUGGUGAACCUCACCUGCCCCGGGUUCAUGACCGCGGAGAGCCCCUGGGCCCAGGAUGCCUCCUACGACUUGUGGCGGGAGGAGAAUGGUUGUGAGUGCACCAAGGCGGUGAACUUUGCCAUGCACGAGCUGCAGCUGAUCCGGGUGGAGAAGCAGUACUUGCAUCACAACUUGGACCACCUGGUGGAAGAGCUGUUCCUCGGAGACAUCCACACGGACCCUUCCCAGAGGAUGUACUACCGCCCCUCAAGUUACCAACCGCCUCUACAAAAUGCCAAGAAUCACGACCACGCCUGCAUAGCCUGCAGGAUCAUCUACCGCUCUGACGAGCACCACCCCCCGAUCCUGCCCCCGAAGGCCGACCUGACGGUGGGGCUGCACGGCGAGUGGGUGAGCCAGCGCUGCGAGGUCCGGCCCGAGGUGCUCUUCCUCACCCGCCACUUCGUCUUCCACGACAACAACAACACUUGGGAGGGCCACUAUUACCACUACUCGGACCCCAUCUGCAAGCACCCCACCUUCACCAUCUACGCCAAGGGCCGCUACAGCCGCGGCGUGCACUCCUCCGGCGUCAUGGGGGGCACCGAGUUCGUCUUCAAAGUCAAUCACAUGAAGGUCACCCCCAUGGACGCGGCCACCGCCUCCCUCCUCAACGUGUUCAAUGGCAACGAGUGCGGGGCGGAGGGCUCGUGGCAAGUCGGCGUUCAGCAGGACGUGACCCACACCAACGGCUGCGUGGCCUUGGGAAUCAAGCUACCUCAUACCGAGUAUGAGAUCUUCAAGAUGGAGCAGGACGCCCGGAGUCGAUACCUGUUAUACAACGGCCAGAGGCCCAGCGACGGGUCCAGCCCAGACAGGCCGGAGAAACGGGCCACGUCGUACCAGAUGCCCUUGGUCCAGUGUGCUUCUUCUGCACCCAGACUCCAGGAGUCCCCGGGGGAAAGUGCCAUCCACCGAUACGGGAACGGAGCUCCCGGGAGGGAUCGCUACACCGUUUUUCUUCCCUUGAUCGGAUGCCUAUGUACUCUCCCACACUGGAACUUCCUCAGCUAGAAAUCAGCAAAAAUGAAUUUUUGCUAACUCCGACCCCCCUGGCCAUUUGCGGGUUUUCCCUUCCCGAAGAAAAGACGUUUAUUCUCUCGAUGCACUUGACCGCCCCAGAACUGUUACUCCUUUUUACUCGUGCCCCCUCUCUCUGUCCCGCCCCCAUUCCCAAUCAUGAGCUGUGCUCGUUUGAUGUUUCUGCUUUGAACUUUGUCCAGCCUGAUGCCUGGUCUGACAUGACUGCACAGCAGCAAUUGCACUUUAGGACUGCAGACAUUUUUGAGGUGGUUGCUUUGGUAUGUUUCCUAGAGGAGACACUGCUGGGUCGAACUCUGACGGAGGAAAAAGAAGGAUCCAGCUACAGCGUCCACUGCCGUUUUCCCAUCAGGUGCUUCCGUCCCCUCCUCCGAAACACCCUUUCCCUUCGGAAUCCAACAAUUCCGAAUCCUUCUGGGCAGUAUUGGGUAAAGACCGUGGCCCCACCCCUCACCCCCGGGGUCGCCACUAAAGACUUCGGUGUAGAUAUGUAUAUAGGAAGAGACGCAAGGAUUUAUCUCGACGAUCGUAGAGGUUUUACACAGGAGCGAAGACUUGAAAGCCGUCAUUUUUGAAAUGUCGAAUGGCAGUUACCUGUAAUUAAAAGUUUCAAAGGAAUUUAAGCUAA
Ornithorhynchus anatinus (platypus) is the source of this 2331-nucleotide messenger RNA. RefSeq names its product APC down-regulated 1 (gene APCDD1). Gene Ontology annotation, biological process: negative regulation of Wnt signaling pathway. The record is from RefSeq and is a predicted model, not a curated record. The transcript is spliced from 5 exons. Gene Ontology annotation, molecular function: Wnt-protein binding. Lineage: Eukaryota; Metazoa; Chordata; Mammalia; Monotremata; Ornithorhynchidae. Bases 75 to 1676 code for a protein of 533 amino acids. Gene Ontology annotation, cellular component: plasma membrane.